Messenger RNA from Meleagris gallopavo (turkey), 2803 nucleotides. The record is from RefSeq and is a predicted model, not a curated record. NCBI's taxonomy places the organism in Eukaryota, Metazoa, Chordata, Aves, Galliformes, Phasianidae.
CUGUCCCUGCCCCACCAGGAGCCAGGUCAGGGGUUCCCACGCCAGCCUGGCCUGGGAGCAUUUUGGAGCCAGCCCCUUCCUGAGCGCUGCCCAAAAUGCUGUGUGCUUUGUGUGUGAAGCCAUGCGUGCCUGGGCGACAGUAUCCUCAUGCAAACCUCUCUCCCACAGAGCUGACACCAUGAACCAGCUGGUCCUUUGCACGCUGCUGCUGCUGCUGUUGCACCCUGGGCAGCUGGCACGGGCAUGUCCCACAGGCUGCCAGUGCCAGGACCCCACGACCAUCCUGUGCGCGGCCAGGCGGGGCCACACUGUGCCACGAGGGCUGCCCCCCAGCACCCUCUCCCUCUAUGUCUUUGAGAAUGGUAUCACGACGCUCAGCGAGGACAGCUUUGCAGGGCUGCCUGCCCUGCAGCUCUUGGACCUCUCACAAAACAAGAUCACUAGCAUCCAGAAAAACAUCUUCCAGCCCCUAACGGAGCUCGUCAACUUGGACCUGUCCUCCAACCAGCUGCAGGAGAUCACCAACGAGACCUUCCACGGGCUGCGGCUGCUGGAGCGGCUCUACCUGCAGAAGAACAGGAUCCAGCACAUCCACGCCACCGCGUUCGACACGCUGGAGAAUCUCCUUGAGCUGAAGCUGCAGAACAACCAGCUCCGGGCCGUGCCCCCGCUUGACCUGCCCAACCUCCUCCUGCUGGACAUCAGCUGGAACAAGAUCCCUACCAUUGCGCCUGGCACCCUCCAUGCCAUAAACAUUGAGUCCCUGAAGAUCGCAGGGCUGGGUCUGACGAGCUUGGACGAGGAGCUCUUCCAGCCCCAGAACAACCUGCACGAGCUGGACGUCUCUGACAACCUGCUGGAGCGCGUGCCGGUGGUACUGCGGCGCCUGGGCAGCCUCACCAAGCUCAGCCUGGCUGGCAACGCGCACAUCUCCCAGCUGCCACCUGAGGACUUCCGUGGCCUUCACAACCUGCAGGAGCUGGAUAUCAGCAACCUCAACAUCAACACCAUUCCUCGGGACUUCUCCAGGUUCUUCCCGAGGCUCCGUGCCAUGACAGCUUCCGGAAACCCCUUCAACUGCAUCUGCCAGAUGAGCUGGCUGGUGCAGUGGGUGAACGCCAGCGGUGUGCUCCUCCGGCGGCCCGAGGAGACACGCUGCCACUUCCCCCCAAAAAACUCAGGGAAGCUCCUCCACCACCUGCAGUAUGCCGACUUUGGCUGCCCCACCACCACCACCACCACUGCUGCCACCACCUCCCCUCCACGCACCACUGCGCCGCGACCACCUGUGCCCAUUCCCACCGGCAGCCGCCCGCCGCCGGAGCCCAGCACCACCAUCGCCACCCCGCAGCCCCGCGCCGUCCCCUUCAGCUCCACACCGGUGCCCUUCAGCCUCACCCCAGCUGCCAGCAGCCCCCCGCCGCAGCUCUGCCCCCCACGCACGUGUUUGAAUGGUGGCACCUGCCAGCUGGGUGCCCACAGUCACCUGUGGUGCCUGUGCCCACCAGGCUUUGCUGGGGCAUUCUGUGAGGAGGACGAAGAAGAGGAGGAAGAAGAGGAGGCGGCGGCGAGGGGCACGACGCUGUCCCCAGCCACACCAGCAGCACCUCCGAGCCGGAAGAUCAGCAUCACACAGGUGAGCAGCACCUCACUGCGGGUGGACCUGCAGAACUACUUCCAGUCCAAAGCCCAGCUGAAGGGCAUCCGGCUGAGCUACCGCAACCUCUCCGGGCCGGAGAAGCGCCCCGUGAUGCUCCGCUUGCCGGCUUCUCUCUCUGAGUACACAGUGCGGGCACUGAAACCCAACUGCACCUACCGCGUGUGUGUGGGGCCGCUGGGGGAAAAGGGCUCCAGGGAGGAGUUCUGCGUGGAGGCGCACACCUUGCCGGCGAGCCACCAGCAGCACUCACCUGUCACCCAGAGCAAGGACAACAACCUGGCCCUGAUGAUCGUCCCCGCGCUGGCCGCCGUGCUGCUGCUGGUGGUGGUGGUGACGGCAGUCACUUACUACCGCCGGCACCGCCGGGCCAAGGAGCACGCAGGGGGCGGGGUGGAGGCCGGCCCGCUGGAGCUGGAGGGUGUGAAGGCGUGCCUAGAGAACGGCGAGCGGGGCGGGCACGGCUGCCGGGGGCCCGAGAAUGCGGUGCUGGCGGGUGGCCCCGAAUGCGAGGUGCCGCUGAUGCAGGCGCACUACCCCAGCAACAACAACAGUGCAGCACUGAAGCCCUCCUACUUCUGAGCCGGGAGCGCUGCGUGGCACCUCCGGGCCGAGGAACGGCGGGGAGUUAACUGAGCCCAAACCCAUAACGUGCAAUUCUGAGGGGCUUACACACGUGGGGAGCAGUCACCGAUUGCACCGCUCGGCCCUAAGUGCCUUGAUUCCCGUGACCCGACGCAGAACGCGGGCAGCGAAGGUUUUGCUUUUUAAUUCAGGUUUGGGUCGGCCUUCUUGUUUUAGCGAGUGCUAGGAAGGAAGACAGAAGGACGACGGCGGUGACUCGGCUGAGGGGCGGCGAUGUGCUGGCAACAGGGCCCCUCAGUGGAGCGUGGCCGUGGUCCCCACUCCCUGGAGCUGAUGUGAGCGGCGCGGCCCGGCUGAGGAGCUGUGCACCUCAGCACCGCCGGGCUGAAGGACGCGCCGCGCGGGCGCACGGGGAACCAGAGCUUUACAAACUCAGAGAGAAUAUUUAUACGCGGUUAUUUCCCAUUUCUUCUGGGAAAACUUUUUCUAGUACAGGUUUUGUAAGGCAGACCAGAAGGAUGUCAUUUUGUAAAAAAAAUAAUAAAAGAAUAACAACAACAA